Molecule: messenger RNA, 409 nt
Organism: Clupea harengus (Atlantic herring)
Lineage: Eukaryota; Metazoa; Chordata; Actinopteri; Clupeiformes; Clupeidae
Gene: ndufb1
Product: NADH:ubiquinone oxidoreductase subunit B1
Cellular component (GO): respiratory chain complex I; mitochondrion
Source: RefSeq, a predicted model, not a curated record
CAUGGUAUCGCCUAAUGACCUCCUCUAGAAACACCGUCUGGUCUGAACUCUGAACCAACAUAGCUUGCUAGCAAGUUUGACGGAAGACGGCCAAGGAGUUAUGGUGAAUUUCGUAGCCCUUGUGCGCGAGCAUUGGAUGCAGGCCCUGGUGCCAUUUGGCAUAGUCAUGGGGCUUUACCUGGACAGGUGGAACGACAACAGACUAACAGCGUUCAGGAAUAAGAGUGCUCUAUACAGCAGGGAACUGAAGCCUGGUGAGGAAGUUACCUGGAAGUGAUGCAGCAAGCAAGACCAUAUUUAUCACCCCUGUGUGGAAGGAUUUUGAUUUCGUCCUCAAAUUGAGGCCCCUCAAAAGCUGUUUCUUCCCUAGAUAUGUUGACCAAUAAAAUGUUGUUAUUAUAAUAGAAAA